This is a messenger RNA of Astrephomene gubernaculifera, 1210 nucleotides long. The record is from the annotation of a GenBank genome assembly. Lineage: Eukaryota; Viridiplantae; Chlorophyta; Chlorophyceae; Chlamydomonadales; Astrephomenaceae.
GGCGAACAAGGAUACAGGGGUAUCGCUAACCUUGCGUUGAGCUUUUUGCUUUGGGUAUGCUCCGGAACCGUGGCGCGAGUUUGAUGGCCGUAGAAGACUGUAGGAUUGAACGCAGUGAUGACAAAACUAGUACUUUGGUGGUGAUCUACUACGUGCCUAGUUGGUUCAAGCCCGCUUUCAUCCCUUCGUUACGCCGCGAGCACAUCCUUUGGCCCUUUCAGGCUUCCACAAACUGCACCAUUCAUUCAUUUGGCCAUCCCUUUGUUAGGAUAGCGACUAGCAUGGGAUUGACAAGACUGAAGUAGACGCUGUGUUGGGAGCGGUUCUACCUUCCUGCGACUUGACGCUGCGUUCCCGUUUCUUCUGACAGCCAUUGCACCAUCACUGCACCAGCCAUGUCAGACAGGCGGCCGAAGCGGCGCUGCGUCUCCGCGAAGUCGCAGGCCCCCAAAGGGCAGAUGCCCUCGGCGAUUCACUACGUCGGAUACGUUGAAGACGAUGAGACUCCAGAAAUGAUUAUGAAGAAGUUUGAGGAGCUUGAGCGCAUUAAGAAGGCUGCAGAGGCUAGGCGCCAGCAACACCAGGUCCAGCAACAACAAGCUCAAGCCAAUGCGCCAGGGGCUGAUUCAACAGGCGCUGGCCCCAGCACCAGCGCAGCUCCCGCAGCCGCAGAUACCUCCUCUGCUUCGCCAAAUGCUGCAAAUACUUCUGCGGAUGCCAGCCAGCCUGCCUCCCAAGCUCCACUUCCUCAUCUCAAUUCCCACACAGCAGCGCCUGCACAGAACCCUGCUUCCGAAACGCAGCUCGACGAAGAAGCCCUUCUCGAGGUCUUCCGGCAAACCUCCAUUAUCAACGUCCGCUCCGCGCUUGCUAACAACGGUGCAGGAGACAAUGAUGCCGAGUACGGCAUGGAGGAGACGUAUCUUGCGGAUGACAUGGGUGACGGAGGUGGCCUCGGUAGCGAUCUGGAGGACGAUGAGUACCUUAAGGGCUUCUGGAGCGACGAGGACUACGAGAUGGGUGGUGGCGGAGGGGGCAGGGAGGGGGCGGCAGGGGCCCGGAGGCGCAGGGCUGCUAGCGCGGGUAGCGGCCGGGGCGGCGAGGGCGGAGCGGGAGGAGGAGGCGUUCCCCGGGAGGCUAAGCCGCCUCGACCUAACGGCCCCUCCCGCCACGCGCAGCACCAGGUGGUCACCCAGUACAACAAGGACAC